Molecule: messenger RNA, 4885 nt
Organism: Amyelois transitella
Lineage: Eukaryota; Metazoa; Arthropoda; Insecta; Lepidoptera; Pyralidae
Product: small G protein signaling modulator 2
Exons: 23
Coding region: 125-3664 (1179 amino acids)
Biological process (GO): activation of GTPase activity
Molecular function (GO): GTPase activator activity
Source: RefSeq, a predicted model, not a curated record
UGUCAUUACAAACACGUUUGAAACAAUACCAGUUCCGUCAGAAAAUGUGUUUACAAAUGUUACAAUGAGAAAUGUGAUUUUUUUCCCGCGAAAAUAAUGCGCCACUCCCCGUCGACAGAAAGUAAUGGCCGCCCAAAAUAAAGCUGAAAGCGGGGAAGAGAUGCCAGCGGCGGCAGAUGCAAAUACCGAGCAGAAGGAGCGGCUCAUAGCCGCUGUCAAGAAAGAAGUUAAACAGCUUAUGGAAGAAGCUGUCACAAGAAAAUUCGUACAUGAAGAAAGUGGUGGGGUCACGACCCUCUGCGGUGCGGUGGAGGCCUGUCUCGGACAGGGCCUGAGGCGGCGGGCACUUGGCCUCUUUAAGACAAGCUCCACUACAGCGUUGCUUCACAAGAUAGCGAAGCAUUGCCCGGAGGCGGCGCUAGUGUCUGCGCGGGUGCUAGCCGCGGAGGGUGCGCCUGCGACGCGGUCGGCUUCAGGCGUGGAGCGACGGCCGUCUGCGCCCAGGCCGCCGCUAAACAAGAGGGGCUCGGGCUCGCUGUUGUCGCAGUCGCCUCCGCAGUCCAAGUACCUAUGGAUCAGAAUAGCUCUAUUCGAGCGUCAACUGGCGAAAAUAAUCGAGCACCUAGUGAGCAACGCGACCCGCUACUACGAGCGAGACGCGCUGGUAGCCGACCCCGACUAUGGAAGCAUACUCAGUUCACUUCUUGUGGGACCUUGUGCCCUGGAAUACUCCAAGGCGAAGGCCCCAGCGUGCUUCUGGACGGACCCACCGGCCGAUGAAUUAGUACAAAGACAUCGCAUGUCUGCCGGGACCACAACCCCUCCCUCUGUGCGGCGACCCAUCCUUAACUUCAGGAGGAGUCUUAACGCGUCUUCGGACGAUAGCGGUUCUGCAAACACAGGAACAGGCAAGACAGGAGGCAAUGCCAAAGAUUAUGUGGAAAGCUUGCAUCAAAACUCUACGGCGACGUUACUGUACGGGAAAAAUAAUGUGAGGGUGCAACCGAAAGACGUUGAAGAACCCAUGCCAGGGUAUUUGAGCCUACACCAGACUGCAGCAGGCCUCGUCAUCAAAUGGACGCCCAACCAACUCAUGAAUGGCUACGCAGAGAGUGAAGGCAUUGAUAAAAGUCGAUGUAGCUUCCGAUGCCACCCUGUACAUGCGUCGUCCUGUCAAAACUCCCGUGUUUUGUACAGCAUGGCUCCCGACUGCACUGUGUAUAGAAGGCGAUGUUCGGGGCCUUUAUGCUUUGAUUGUGUAUACUGGGCGAUGUCCCUCCAAGUCUGCGUGUGGGAGGUGGUCUACGUGCACGUGCACCGGUCCCAGGCGAGCGACGCCCUCAUCCUGGUGGGACAAGACGGGGUCCAGCGUCCACCCAUACAUUUUCCUAAAGGAGGUCAUUUGUUAUCUUUCCUCAGCAACUUAGAAACAGGAUUGUUACCUCAUGGACAAUUGGAUCCUCCAUUAUGGUCGCAACGAGGGACAGGCAAGGUAUUCGGACGUGGCAAGGCUCGGAGGCGUCCAAUGCCAAGCCUGUGCGAAAGUGGAGAAACUGAGGAAGCGGAGUGGGAAGAAGCAGCAGGCGACUACGUAUUCCGUAUAGUGAACAACGCUAUCACAGACAGAGAAGCCAUGCGUCAUUCCUUACUCGAGCGAGCAGUGCAUUCUCCUCCACGUACGCCGCGCCGCCCCUUGGCUUCCACAUCAACAACGUCAUCAGAUUCAUCAACAAUGUCUGUGGACUGUCCACCAUCAGCAGGACUGAAUGGUCACCAUCCGCCAUUACCUGUUCCAUCACCAGCACCAGUUGAACAGCCAGCAUCAAUAGAGUUGGUCUGCAGCACGAUGCGACGUCAGAUUAUCUCCAGGGCUUUCUACGGCUGGCUCGCCUACUGUCGGCACUUAUCUACCGUCAGGACACAUCUCAGUGGCUUGGUGCACCCAGUCAUUGUUCCAAGAGAAGGUACUGAAUCAGGACUGACAGAAGAACUUUGGCGAUCACUGAUGGAUGAUAAAGGCGUCAUUAACGACAAAGACGAGGUGUAUCGGCAAGUUUACUAUCACGGAGUACAGCAUGAGAUCCGCCGAGAGGUGUGGCCGUACCUGCUUGGUUAUUACGAGUUUAGUUCAACAGCAAAAGAGAGAUUGGAGCAAGAUGCAGCAUGCAGACGACAAUACGAAACUACGAUGUCUGAAUGGUUAUGUGUGGAAGCGAUAGUGAGACAACGAGACAGGGAAGCUACGGCAGCGUCCAUUGCAAGGCUUUCAGAGGCAGCAGGGAAACCUAAGCCAGAAUUAGCAGAACCUGAGGUAUUCGAAGAUGACUGCAGUGUUAUAUCAGACAAUCCACCAAUAGUUUCACCUGAACCCAGUGAAAUAGAUCAGAAAAAACCUGAAACUAAACCAGUGCUAUCUCGAGCACCGAGUAUAGACGAAGUAGAAAAUAUUGAAAUGGACUCGGAGGAAAAAGAGAAAGAUGAUGCUAAAGUUAACGGAGAGACUGAGAUGGGUGAUAAUAGAGAUGUAGAUAUAGACAGUCUUAAAGACUUAGAUGAAGAUGAAGAGGUGCACAUUAAAAGUGUGGUAGAAAAUCCAGAUUUGAGACGUGAAAGCAUAGCAGAAAUUAAGAGAUUAGCUGAGGGUAUAGUUCAGAAAGGUGAUGGAAGAGGUUUACUAUGUAGUGUUGAUAGUGCGAAUAUGAAUGGGAGUGAUAUGAGAUCUUCACUAGAUGAGUGUCAGCUUAGUCCACCGCCGCAGCAUACAAGCGUUAUUGUUACCAAUCCUUCAGUAGAUUUGGCUGCUGGUGGAUCCCCUGCAUCAGGAGGGACAACAGCAAAUGUCAGCCCAGCUCGAAGUCCACUGGGAGUUGUUCGAGAAGAGUCACAUUCUGCAGGUGCAUCAUUUGAUAUGCUGGAACCAAGCAAUGACCAACGAACGGAAAAUCGAUCAAAUUGUGUGUCACCAGCCAGUUCUAACGGUGGAGUUUAUUCGAAUGAACUAGUGGAAAGUUUUGCACUAAAUCUCCAUAGAAUUGAAAAGGAUGUACAAAGAUGCGAUAGGAAUUAUCCGUUCUUUACAGAUGAGAACUUAGAUAAACUAAGGAACAUUAUGUGCACAUAUGUAUGGGAACACUUGGACAUAGGAUAUAUGCAGGGAAUGUGUGACCUGGUGGCACCCCUGCUGGUGAUGAUGAAAGAGGAAGCUGUUGCUCACGCGUUAUUCUCUCGUCUGAUGGAGCGGGCUACAGAUAAUUUCCCAUCUGGGCAAGCAAUGGAUGCACAUUUCGCUGACAUGAGGUCUCUGAUACAGAUAUUAGACUGCGAGUUGUACGAAUUGAUGCACGCUCACGGCGACUACACACACUUCUACUUUUGCUACCGAUGGUUCCUGCUCGAUUUCAAGCGGGAAUUGCUUUACCAAGACGUGUUCGCCGCUUGGGAGUUGAUCUGGGCGGCGCGUCACGUGGCUUCCGAACACAUGGUGUUGUUCAUAGCACUCGCCCUGCUCGAGACCUAUCGUGACGUCAUCCUCGCUAACACCAUGGACUUCACUGAUAUCAUCAAGUUCUUUAACGAAAUGGCUGAACGUCAUGACGCUUCUGCAGUGCUAUCUUUGGCUAGAGAUCUGGUAUUACAAGUUCAAACUCUCAUUGAGAAUAAAUAAGAAUCAAAAUAAAAGUAGCCUCUAUAACUUGUACCAGUGGAUGUAAAUAUCAGUCUUACGGUACUCACAAUAGGUCGUUUACUACCUAAAACAUGAUUAUUAAAUAAGUAGUCGUUUCAAUUAAUCAAAUCAAUUAAUUGUUAAAUGUGUAUGACGAUCAGUGAUUUGACCUAGAAUUACAAUUUUCUAUGUGAGACCGUCUCAAAAAUUAUUAACGUCAUUGAAACAUUUCGACUAUAUUACAAUCAGAUAUUUUAAAUAACAAUAACAAAAGCGUUGGGAUUUAUAUAAAUUUUAAUAAAUUGGCUCAUUAUUCUUUAUUUGAAUUAUUUCAAUGCAAAAUUUAUCAAAAAAAAACUUUAUGAGGUUAUCAACAGUUUAAUCACGAAAAUUAGAAAAUUUUAUAGGAGAAAUAUUAAAUAGAAAACAUGAAAUAUCAUAAAACGACCCACACUGGGACGAUAAUAAAAUAGAGUAAAUUGAUACUGAUAAAUGUUAACUAAUAAAAUAAAAUAUAAUAAAAUUACUUAGAUACCUACAUGUACGUGUUUCGAAUGUCAUAAUUAAAUUUCUUGAAUUGUAUUAAUAGAAGAAGAAAACACUUUAAAAUCAUUAUCAAGGAUAAAAAAAUAUAUAUUAGGUACAUUACCAAAUUAUAUAAUCUGAGCGUAGUCCCAUAGUUAGCAGAUAAAGUUCUGAUAAUGGAAAAGAGGGAAAUCACGACAUUUUAUAGGCAUUAUGGUUGCUUUGAAACGAUUUCUAAAGCUAAUUAAAUACUUUCAUCGGGUAUUCAUCAUCUUAAGUGUAAUAGAAAUAAACGCAUAAAAAUCGUAAGAUUUGUUUGUAAACGUUUGGACAAAAACAUAUUUUUAAUUGUUAUAAAAAGCUAUUUCAUUUAAGUAGUAGUAGGUAUAAAUAUUUAUAUGCUCACCUGUAUUUAUAACUACCAGUUUUUUUUAAAUAUCCCUUUUUAAUUUUGCCACGGUAACAUUUUAAUUAAAAGUAUUAUUAUUUUUUAUUUUAUGUACACUUUUAAAAAUUUGGACAUGUUUCUAAUAAUGUUUUGAUAUCAAUUAGAUCUCUUCAUAUCGUCUGAAAUAUCCUAGCCGUGCCUUGCCCUACUAUUUCACAGGUAAAAAUAAAAUAUAUUUAUAUCUAGUUACUUGAAAAUAAUAUUUUAUAUUUACAUUAUUAAAAGUAGCAAUUUGAUCAAUGUAUCAA